This is a messenger RNA of Sporothrix schenckii 1099-18, 1785 nucleotides long. Its product is annotated as enhancer of polycomb-like protein. The transcript is spliced from 2 exons. Bases 1 to 1785 code for a protein of 594 amino acids. The record is from RefSeq and is a predicted model, not a curated record. NCBI's taxonomy places the organism in Eukaryota, Fungi, Ascomycota, Sordariomycetes, Ophiostomatales, Ophiostomataceae. Gene Ontology annotation, biological process: regulation of transcription by RNA polymerase II. Gene Ontology annotation, cellular component: piccolo histone acetyltransferase complex.
AUGGCAACCCGGAAAGUCCGAUACAAGAAACUCAGCAUAAAAACGGCACUGCCUGUUUUGCGUGAGGAUCAGGUCGACCCCAGCGAAUAUGAAGCCCUCACCACCGAGACACAAAUCGCGACGGGUGUCGAGCAAGGCGAAGAAAAUGUCGCCCUGCAGGGCACGUCUUCGGCGGCCGUCAAGGAGAUCCCCGUACCGCCGCCUAUGGAGAGCGACAUCAACUAUGAUGCGCUAUAUGCCCGAAAGUUUCAGCAACCGGUCAACUACAUCCGAUUUUCGCAAACGGUAGAAGAAUGCAUCGGCUGCCAGUAUGACAUGACGGAGGAGGACGACGAGUUUCUAAAGGGUUACAACAAGAAGAAGCCCGCCAGCCAACAGCUCUCCGAGGACGACUUUGAGCAGAUCAUGGAGGUCUUUGAGGACACGGCAUCCGUCGCAACGCCAUUUGCGUCGGUGGACAAGACCAUCGUGCCCUACGACCACAUGGUCGGCGGCCUUCAUGAGCUGCAGCUGCCCAAAGUGAUGAACCACGCCAAGGACAUUUAUGAAUUCUGGAAGUCACGGCGCAUCGACGUGGGCGGGCCGCUGCACCCGUCUCUCAAGUUCGAGACACACCAAGAGACAGAUGAGAUGGAUCCCUUUGUCUGUUUCCGCCGGCGUGAGGUGCGGCAAACACGCAAGACGCGCGCGCGUGAUCUCCAGAGUGCCGACAAGCUCAAAAAGCUGCGGCGCGAACUCGAGGACGGUCGACAACUUGUCAUCCUGUCGCACGAGCGUGAAGUCCUCAAACGCGACCUGUUGCUCACAGACCGCGCCGUAUACGAGCAGAGGGCGAAGUUGAAGCUCAUGAAGGUCCGGCUGGGGAUCCGGACCGACGACGAGGAUCUAGUCCACCAAAAGGUAAACCCUCUACCGCCCACCGUCCCUUAUAGUACCCACGGGCGCAUGUCGCUAACCCAGCUGCAGCCUCAAAAGAAGAAGGCGCCCGAUUUGUCGGUUGCACAGCGCAAUGCCGCCGCAGCGCAAGUGCGCGCAGCCACGCGCCCAGACAACCGGCAGCCAGAAAUGGACCUCGUCCUAUUGGCUGAUUCGCUUGUGGAGAGAGAGAACGAACUGCGCGCAGACGUCAUCAAACGGAUCGAGAACCACCGCCGGUGGAACGAGAACCACGUUGACCUGACCAGCGAGCCUCUUAAGCCGCUCAAGGACCGUAAUGAGGGUGCUGGUUUCCGCCCUGCCACGACCCAGUAUCUGAUGACUCCACCGGCCUCCGAGACGUCUCAAGAGGACGAACCCGUGCCGAUGGAGCUCGAUGAGCCGGAGUCAGCUGCCGUUUUCACGUUCAAGGGUCUGUCGACGCCGCCGUAUGGCCAAGCACAACCCCCCGGACACCAAUUCCGGCGCCGCAUUGGUCGUCUCAACCGGCUGUGGAUCGACCGGAGGAGGAUUAUGGUCACUCCACCUCCGGAGGCGCCCGGUCAGUUUGAGAGCCAUUCCGUGGACAUGGGGGUCGACCCAACCCCCGAUCGUUGGAAGUACGACCAUGACGACAGCGAGGAUGAGCCGGACGUGUAUGAGGUUGAUCCGUACAGCAUCCAGGCGCUCAAGUACCGUGCGUCUCUCCCAUUCUCUCUCCCGUACCCGUUGCGUCGGCCAGACGCCCAACCCAACGCAGGGCAGAGGACGAAUGGCGUACCACCAGGGGCAAGGCAAACAAUCCAGCAACGCCCGCACGCAGCACAACCCGGAGCAGCGUCUGCAGCCCAGGCCACUGCGUCCUCUUGA